Molecule: messenger RNA, 1768 nt
Organism: Manis pentadactyla (Chinese pangolin)
Lineage: Eukaryota; Metazoa; Chordata; Mammalia; Pholidota; Manidae
Gene: ELP5
Product: elongator acetyltransferase complex subunit 5
Exons: 8
Coding region: 407-1357 (316 amino acids)
Biological process (GO): tRNA wobble uridine modification
Cellular component (GO): nucleus; elongator holoenzyme complex; cytosol
Molecular function (GO): tRNA binding
Source: RefSeq, a predicted model, not a curated record
ACGCGCGAAAGUUGGCGGUGGGGCGGAGCCUGGAGCGAAUCAGGCCCCGCCUUAAGUUGAGUGGGCGGGGCGGCGUGACGUCACGAGACCCGGAGGUUCGGCCCGUCGGACCAGCUCGAGCCACAUACCCCUUCUACCGGCUACUGCCCCAACGACUCUUCCCAUCCUAGUCUUGGAAAAAGUGUAGAGAGGGCCAUCGUCCCUACGUCCAUGCGGCAGGGCUCGGGAGGGGCCUUUCUGCGACAGCCCCUGAGUUAUUAAACAUGAUCACUACCUCUUCCCAGACUAUGCCAGGUCUUAGUCGUGGGAGGAAUCAUGGAUGCUCCGCCCCUUUCACCUGAGUGGGCGGGGCCAUCGGGCCGUGACGCCAUCACAGGGCGUCUGAGAAAAGACAAGCGAGUUGGAGAUGGAGUCGCUGUCGGCUCUUAGAGGCUUGGUGCUGCUGCGGGACUCCGUGGAGUGGGAAGGGCGCAGUCUCUUGAAGGCGCUUAUCAAGAAAUCAGUACUGUGUGGGGAGCAAGUCCACAUCCUGGGCUGUGAAGUGAGCGAGGAAGAGUUUCGUGAAGGUUUUGACUCUGGUAUCAACAGCCAGCUAGUUUACCAUGAUUUCUUCAGAGACCCUCUCAACUGGUCAAAGACUGGGAAAGCCCUUCCUGGGGGACCCCUGGGAGCCUUGAGAGCCAUGUGUGGGAAGAAAGAUCUUGGUCCUGUCACCAUUGCUCUUGAUUCACUCAGCUGGCUGCUGCUUCACCUCCCCUGUACCACACUCUGCCAGACCUUGCAUGCCCUGAGCCAUCAGCACUCCCACCCUGGCCCCUACCCCAAUGCUCCCUUUUUGCCCUACAUUUCUUGUCCCUCUCCAGGUGACAGCACUCCAGUGCAGCAUGUGCAUGUGCUGGGCCUACUACAUGAAGAGCUUCAUGGCCCAGGUCCCAUGGUAGCAUUGAGCAGCCUUGCCCAGGCUGAGGUGACCCUGAGUGGUACAGUGGGCCAAGCCUCAGCCCACAUCCUCUAUCGGAGGCCCCAACAGCGCCCAACCCAUGAGACUCUGUGGUUCUCCAUCCUGCCUGACUUCAGCCUGCAUCUCCAAAGGGGAUCCCCACUAGAGUCCCAGCUCUACCCAGAUCUUCACACACACCCGGUGGACCCUAUGACUCAUUUGACCUUUAACCUUCACCUGUCCAAGAAAGAAAGAGAAGCCAAAGAUAGUCUGAUCCUGCCCUUCCAAUUCAGCUCUGAAAAACAGCAGGCUCUACUGUACCCUGGGCCAGGCCAGGCUACCAGCCACAUCUUCUAUGAGCCAGAUGCUUGUGAUGACCUGGACCAAGAAGACCCAGACGACGACCUAGAUAUUUGACUGUUCAACGGAUUUGAUUAGGCUGUAAUUGGAAGCGGGGGAAGAGGAAGACCUGGGACCCAUAACCUUCCAUUGUUUACAGUGGCCUUACCCUGUCCUGCCCCACCCUUUGUUCCCUGGGUCUAUGAAGGCCCUGCCCUGUGAUGCCAUGAGCUAAGGGAGUAGCUUCCAAGCAGGACAAAAAUUGGAUGAUGGCAAAGGGGAAGGUGAGAGAGUAGAACUCCUCCCCACACUAAUAAAAUACUUAUUUUUUUUUAUUAAAGAAAACUUUUUGCUACCUAUUUAAGCAAGAGUUGGGAGUGGAAGGGACUGGAGGGUGAGAAUGGAUGAGGGAGCCAAGAACCUGAGUUACUUAGAAUUUAGGCCUGAAUGACAAUGAAAUGGCGGAACAGGAACAGUUUCCCACAUCAG